Molecule: messenger RNA, 1890 nt
Organism: Racocetra fulgida
Lineage: Eukaryota; Fungi; Glomeromycota; Glomeromycetes; Diversisporales; Gigasporaceae
Source: the annotation of a GenBank genome assembly
AUGUUUCAGUGCGAACAUGCCCAGUCACGCGUUGCUUUUCGUUUAAUAAAUCAACAUAUUGUUGACAAUUCAAUUAGACUGAUGUCAAUGUGCCCGACAAUGGAUUUAAUCGCCGUCUGUACCGAGUCGGGAAGUGUUUGGGUAGCGAGGUGGUAUAAUGCCUUGGAAAAAAUUUGGACUUUACCUCCUAGUCAAGACAGAGAGGAAACUGUCGAAGUUUUCACCUGGAGGCCCGAUGGAAAAGUUAUUGCUAUCGGGUAUUCAAACGGAAUAAUACGACUUUAUAAUGUGGAUAAAUUGGAAAUGAUUCAUGAAUUAUUCCAAAAACCACUCAAAUCACCGUCGUCCAAAUCUUUUGCAAUAAACUUUCUUUUUUGGGUACAAGAAACCAAAAAAGACUCAGAAAACAUAAAUGACGCGACAAAUGACUUUUCGAUGAGUGCCCAUCCUGUUCAGAAAUAUUUGCCUCGAUUAAACAUCAUGCCAGAUACAAAGCCGAUUAGCAAACUCUUGGGUGACUUAAAUGGAUCUGAUGAAGACGAUUUGGAUGAUGGGUCAUCCGGAUCAAUCGAUCUACUUUUAGCGGGUGAUGCGGGCGGAAAUUUGCAUUUGAGCGUAUACGGAAUAUAUAACUUACAACCAAUAUCUUUAUCUCAGCAUAUUCAAAUAAAGGCUUCGGUCACACCAGAUCUUUCUCUAAUAACAUUGCUAAUACGGACAGAUGAUUGCCCUACUUCUUCAGCAAGCGUUGAGUCCCAUACAGAUCGUUUAUGUUUUGUUACAUUUAAUACGGGCUUAUUGUACACGCAAAAACUUGAAAUUCGUACUUUAUCCCAAAGAUAUACUGCAAUCAAAUACUUAACCGGUUAUAUAUUUAAAGGAAUCAAACAAAUUGAAUUAGAAUAUCAAGAUUUGAAAUUUUUGACAAAUAAAUUUGUUGAAUCCUUUCAAGAGGUAUUGGAAACACAUAACGAAUUUGAUAAUAUAACAUCUCUUGAUCAAAACACUAAUCCUGAAGCUUCACCUCGAGUGGAUGUUCACAAAGUCUCCUCAUAUAUAAAAAAUUCACUUGGCAAAGAUUUCUUAAAUAAUUUGGAAAAGUUUUUCGUGGAUGACCGACAAUCUUCAACAAUAUCACUACCUACAUUUGAGUUUCCGUUUUCAUCAUAUAACUCUUUAGACAAUUGUAACCUUUUUCAAUAUAACUCAUCACAAAGUAACGGGUUGCCAGCAUAUCCAUAUGAUUAUCUUUCUUCUAACAGUGCAUUUCAACACGCACCAAGUUUUGAAUCUUUUGUUAACGAAUUGAUUAACCGAUGUGACACCUUAUCUUCUGCAACAGCUGAUAAUGUUGCAAAAUCUGUUAAGGCACAUGAACUCAUGGACAUAGUCGAGGGCACUAAUUGUUGUAUUGACAACGUAUUUUUGGCAGAUAUGAGAAUUGUAGCCGAGUUAGUGAAUAAUGAACAUCCCGAAGAAUACUUGUCGAUUACCGAUUUAAACCUUUAUGAUGAUGAAAGAUUAUACAUGAUUGUAAUUGGAUCAGAAAACGAUGAGCCAAUUCUCUUGACAGAAGUAAAAUAUACAGAGUUGAACUUCAUAUCAAUCCCAGAGCCAUAUGACUUACAAUCUACAAAUGAAUUCAAGUUGCCGAAUGUCAUUAACCAAGUGUGGGACCGAAUGAGCGAUGGAAAUUUUACACCACUUUUAGUUCAACGAUUCCGUGAUCUCACUCAUUUUAAACCAUUACAAUUAACUACAAACGGGGCAAGAGGGUUAAUUGGUGCCCUUAGUAAUGAUAAGAAAAAUUUUAUUAUAUUUGAUACGAAUGAAGAAGAUGCAGAUGAUGUGAGAGAGGAUGAUGAAAACAUAAAAAUGAUGGAAGAAUAG